Messenger RNA from Acanthosepion pharaonis, 2346 nucleotides. The record is from the annotation of a GenBank genome assembly. Lineage: Eukaryota; Metazoa; Mollusca; Cephalopoda; Sepiida; Sepiidae.
AUGUCUUGCCUUUUUUCUUUUUUUUUACCUCUUUUUGUCUUCCCUUGCAUUUUUUUUUUUUUCAUUUUUCUUGCUUUUUCUCUUCUGUUAUUUUUUUCAUGCAUUUGUUUGCCUUUCAUUUUAUUUUUUUUUUUAACUUGCAUUUAUCUUCUUGCAAUUUUUCCAUUUUUUUUUUUUUUUCUUUUUUUUUUUUUUUUUUUUUUUCUUGCAUUUCUUUUUUUUUUCUUUUUUUUUGCAUUUCUUUUCUUCUUUCUUUUCUUUCAUUUUUUUUUUUAUUUUUUUUUUUUUUCUUCUUGCAUUCUUCUUUUUCUUUUUUUCAUUUUUUUCUUGCAUUUCUUCUUUUUUUCUUCUCCCAUCUUCUUUUAUUUUUUCUUGCAUUUCUUUUUUCAGUCUUUUUUGCUUUUCUUUUCUUUCUUCUUUUAUUUUUUUUUGCUUUUCUUCUUUUUUUCAUUUCUUUUUUUUCUUUUUUUAUUUUUUCUUGUCAUUUCUUCUUUCAUUUUUUUUUUUCUUUUUUUUAUUUUUUUUUUUUUUCUUUUCAUGUCUUUUUCAUUUAUUUUUUUUAGUCUAACUCUUGCAUUUAUCUUCUGUUUUUUCCAUUUUUUCUUGCUUUUCUUUUUUUUCUUUCUUCUUCUUCAUUUUGCAUUUUUUUUCAGUUUUUCUUUCAUUUUUCUUUUUCUUCAUUUCUUUUUUUUUUUUUCUUUUUUUUGUCUUCUUGCAUUUCUUCUUUUUUUCUUCUUUUCUUUUUUUUUUUCUUGCAUUCUUCUCUUUUGCUUCUUUUUUUUUUUUUUUUUCUUCUUUUUUCUUUUGCUUCUUUUUUUUUUCUUGUUUUUCUUGCAUUUCUUCUUCUUUUUUCUUUCUUUUUUUUUUUUUUUUUUCUUUUCUUCUUUUUUUCAUUUUUUUUUUUUUUGCAUUUUUUUUUUUUCUUGCAUUUCUUCUUCUUUUUUUUUUUUUUUUUUUUUUUUCUUGCAUUUUUCCUUUUCUUUUUUUUUUUUUUUUUCUUUUUUCAUUUCUUGCAUUUCAUUUUUUCUUUUAUUUUUCUUGCAUUUUUCUCUUCAAUUCUUUUCUUCUUUUUUUUCUUGCUUUUUUUUCUUUUUUUUUUUAACUUGCAUUUUCUUCUGCUUUUUUCUUGCAUUUUUUUUUUUUCUUAUUUUUUUUUUUUUUUUUUUUUUCUUUUGUCUUCCCUUGCAUUUCAUUUUUUUCUUUUUUCUUUCUUUUUUAGCUUCCCAUCUUCUUUUCCUUCUUUUUUUUUCUUUUCUUGCAUUUUCUUCUUUUUUUCAUUUCUUUUUUUUUUUUUUUUUUUUUUUUUCUUUUCUUUUUUUUCUUUUUUUCUUUUUUUUUUUCAUUUUUUUUUUCUUCUUCUUUUUUCUUUUUUUUUUUUUCUUGCAUUUCUUCUUUAGUCUAACUUCUUCUAUCUUCUUUUUUUUUUUUCUUCAUUUCUUCUUUUUUCUUUUUUUCUUUUUAUUUUUUUUUCAUUUCUUUUUUUCUUCUUCUUUUUCUUUUUUUUUUUUUAGCAUUUUUCUUGCAUUUCAUUUUUUUUUUUUUCUUGCAUUUCUUCUUUUUUUCUUUUUUUUUUAUUUUUUUAGCCUUUUCCAUUUUUUUCUUUUUUCUUUUUUUUUUUCUUUCAUUUCUUCUUUUUUCUCUUCUUCUUUCCCCAUUUUGUCUUUCCUUCAUUUCAUUUUUUUUAGUCUUUCUUUUUUUUUUUCAAUUUUCUUCUUUCUUUCUUUCUUUUUUUUUUUCUUUAUUUUUUUCUUGCAUUUCUUUUUUUCUUCUUUUUGCUUUUCCUUUUUUUUUUUGCAUUUUUCUUCUUUAUUUUUUUCUUUCUUUUUUUUUUUUCUUCUUUUUUUUUCCUUUCUUUCUUGCAUUUCUUUUUUUUUUUUUUUUUUCUUCUUUUCUUCAUUUCAUUUUUUAGUCUUUCUUGCAUUUUUCUUCUUUUCUUCUUUUUCCAUCAUCUUUUGCUUCUUUUCAUUUUUUUUUAUUUUAAUUUCUUCAUUUCUUCUUUCAUUUUCUUUUUUUUUUUUUUUCAUUUCUUUUUUCCAUUUUUUCUUAGCUUCUUUUUUUUUUUCUUUUCAUUUCUUUUUUUCAGUCUUCUUGCUUUUUUUUUCUUUUUUUUGCAUUUUCUUCUUGCCCUUCUUUUUUUUUUUUUUUUUUUUUCUUUCUCAUUUCUUUUCAUUUUUUAUUUUUUUUUUUUUCUUUUUUCUUCUUGCAUUUCUUCUUUUCUUUUUUUUUUCUUGCAUUUCUUCUUUUUUUCUUCUCCUUUUUAUUUUUUCUUGCAUUUCUUCUUGCAUUCUUCUUGUAUUUCUUUUAUUUUUUUCUUGCAUUUUCUUUGCAAAUUUUUUAGCCUCUUAA